CGACGCUUUCCCUCCACGCUGGGACUGGGUUGUGGGGGAGGGAGGCGGUUAGUGGGCUUUAGCGCCUUUUCUGGCGGCGGUAGAUUUGAAGCGCUUUGAAGGACGGGACCCUAGGAAGAGGAGACGGUACUGGUACAGGAUCAAGUUUUUGCAGUAGUGGUAACAAGUACAUCCAAGGAACAAUUCAAUGGUUUGGAAAUUUGGAGUAAUGCCAAAAGUGACUGUACCAGCAGUUGGACUCAAUUUGAAUGCAACGUAAUCUUAUUUUGAGCAAAAGGAUUGGAUCAGUUUGUCCUUGAUUUUUCUCUGUUUAAAGUAUUUUACUCAUAGAUUGAGUUAUUGGAGCCAUGGGAAUAAAGGUUCAGCGUCCUCGAUGUUUUUUUGACAUUGCCAUUAAUAAUCAACCUGCUGGAAGAGUUGUCUUUGAAUUAUUUUCUGAUGUGUGCCCCAAAACAUGCGAGAACUUUCGUUGUCUUUGUACAGGUGAAAAGGGGACAGGGAAAUCAACUCAGAAGCCAUUACAUUAUAAGAGUUGUCUCUUUCACAGAGUUGUCAAAGAUUUUAUGGUUCAAGGUGGUGAUUUCAGUGAAGGAAAUGGACGAGGAGGGGAAUCUAUCUAUGGAGGAUUUUUUGAAGAUGAAAGUUUUGCUGUUAAACACAACAAAGAAUUUCUCUUGUCAAUGGCCAACAGAGGAAAGGAUACAAAUGGUUCACAGUUCUUCAUAACAACGAAACCAACUCCUCAUUUAGAUGGGCAUCAUGUUGUUUUUGGACAAGUGAUUUCUGGGCAAGAAGUUGUGAGAGAGAUAGAAAACCAGAAAACAGAUGCAGCUAGCAAACCAUUUGCUGAGGUGCGGAUACUCAGCUGUGGAGAGCUGAUUCCCAAAUCUAAGGCUAAGAAAGAAGAAAAGAAGAAGCAUAAAUCCUCCUCCUCCUCCUCCUCAUCCAGUGACUCAGAUAGCUCAAGUGAUUCUCAGUCCUCUUCUGAUUCCUCUGAUUCUGAAAGUGCUUCUGAAGAGAAAUCAAAAAAAAGAAAAAAGAAACAUAGGAAAAAUUCCCGAAAACACAAGAAAGAAAAGAAGAAGCGAAAGAAAACCAAAAAAAGUGCAUCUAGUGAAAGUGAGGCUGAAAAUCUUGAAGCACAACCCCAGUCUACUGUCCGUCCAGAAGAGAUCCCUCCUAUACCUGAAAAUAGAUUUCUAAUGAGAAAAAGUCCUCCUAAAGCUGAUGAAAAAGAAAGAAAAAACAGAGAAAGAGACAGAGAGAGAGAAUGUAAUCCACCUAACUCCCAGCCAGCUUCAUACCAGAGGCGACUUUUAGUUACUAGGUCUGGCAGGAAAAUUAAAGGAAGAGGACCAAGGCGUUAUCGAACUCCAUCUAGAUCCAGAUCAAGGGAUCGUUUCAGACGUAGUGAGACUCCUCCACAUUGGAGGCAAGAGAUGCAGAGAGCUCAAAGAAUGAGGGUAUCAAGCGGUGAAAGAUGGAUCAAAGGGGAUAAGAGUGAGUUAAAUGAAAUAAAAGAAAAUCAAAGAAGCCCAAUUAGAGUAAAAGAGAAAAAAAUCACUGAUCACAGGCAUAUGUCUGAAAGCCCAAACAGAAAAAGUGAAAAGGAAAAGAAAGUUAAAGAUCAUAAAUCUAACAGCAAAGAGAGAGACAUCAGAAGAAAUUCAGAAAAAGAUGAUAAGUAUAAUAAAAACAAAGUGAAGAAAAGGGCCAAAUCUAAAAGUAGGAGUAAAAGCAAAGAGAAAUCAAAGAGUAAGGAAAGAGAUACAAAGCAUAAUAGACAUGAAGAAAAGAGGAUGAGGUCAAGGAGUAAAGAAAGGGAUCAUGAGAAUGUUAAAGAAAAAGAAAAGUCGGAUUCUAAAGGAAAAGAUCAGGAAAGGAGUAGAAGUAAAGAGAAGUCUAAACAAUUAGAAUCCAAAAGUGAGGAGCAUGAUCAUAAUAAAAGUAAGGAAAAGGAUAGACGCGCACAGUCUAGAAGUAGAGAACGUGACUUAACUAAAGGCAAACACAGUUACAAUAGUAGAACAAGGGAACGAAGCAGAAGUAGGGACAGGAGCAGAAGAGUGCGAUCCAGAAGCCACGACCGCGAUCGCAGCAGAAGCAAGGACUACCAUAGAUACAGAGAACAGGAGUACAGGAGAAGAGGAAGGUCACGGAGCCGAGAGAGAAGAGCAACACCAGGAAGAUCAAGAAGUAAAGAUAGAAGGAGGAGGAGGAGAGAUUCACGGAGCUCAGAGAGAGAAGAAAGUCAAAGCAGAAACAAAGAAAAAUAUAGAAACCAAGAAAGUAAGAGUUCACACAGAAAAGAAAAUUCGGAGGGUGAGAAGAGAAUGUACUCUAAAAGUCGUGAUCAUAAUAGCUCAAAUAAUAAGGAAAAAAAGGCUGAUAGAGAUCAAAGUCCAUUCUCAAAAAUAAAACAAAAUAGUCAGGACAGUGAAUUAAAAUUUUCCACGUUGAAAAAUAAGGAGGAUGAGAAGACCAUAUCCUCAGUGGAAAAAGAAAACCAAAAAUCAAAGGGUCAAGAAAAUGACCAUGUACAUGACAAAAAUAAAAAAUUUGAUCAUGAAUCAAGCCCUGGAACAGAUGAAGACAAAAGUGGAUGAGUGAGUUGUAUAAAUAUCUUAUUUCCAUUCUGUCUCAAAUUUUAAGUUUUAGAGACUUGCUGAUGAAUCUUUUAUGUUGUUUUCCUCUUUUCAUUGUUUUUGAGUUGUUUUAUGUUUUUUGGGUUUUUUUUUAAAUGUGGACUUUACUGAGUUGAUCUUUUGAUAAUCUGCAACCUGGAUAAUUUGUACUGCUAAAGUUUUAAUAAACUUGAAAUGAGAAAAACACUUUGGUGUAAUACUGUGUGCUGUGUUUAACUAUUUCAUGUAUGCAUUUUUGUAUUGCAACAAUCAGCCAGUAGCAAACAUGCUAUUCUGUACCUUAAUUUGUGUGAUCAGCCAGUUAGAAACCAAUAUAACUGAUUGUUGGAAUACAUUGUUACAGAAGCUUUGUGUUCAUCGUGAUUAAAGUAACUUUAGAAGCCACUAGAUAGAAGAAGUCUUGUAAAGAUUUUCUGAUUGCAUUUAUAAUAGAGGCUUGCAGCAGCAGCUUUUAAUUACACAGAAGCAGGAUCCUAAUAACGAGAUCUUAAAUCAUCACUUUCAAUUUUAUAGUAAUUUGUGCUUUAAAAUAGAUAAAUAUUUAGUUAUUUAUAUUGUACAUCAUGUUAUUCUUUACAGUUCCAUCUGUAGCUUGUUUCAUAUUAAUAUUUUUUCCUAUAUAGCUUUGUUUUACUGUCCAUAAAAAUAGUUGAGUAUUUUUUUCCAGUCGAUGUACUGAUUGAGGUUGACUUGCUGUUAUACAGCAUCUGACAAGAACUAGACCAUGGAAGAUCAGAUUGUGAUUCUCAAUCUAUGUUGAUUUUGAUAUGAAGAAAUGAAACUUGCUUUUUGAGAGCGUUGUUUUAUUGUUAACCUUCUCCAAAAUGAAAAAAAGUACUCUCUCGCUAAAACAUAUUCCUUUGUGCAACUCUUUAAGUUAAAUUCUAAAAAUUGUUAAUAUUGACACAUUAACUUACAAGAUUUCUCAUUUUGGCCACUGACCUAUAUAGAGUUGAAUGUUAAUUCUGCAUGGUUGGUUGUUUGUUUUUUAUUUUUAUCUUGAACUGAUUAACACCCAUAGCUGUGAGUUUCAAAUGGCAAGUAAAUGCAUCUUUUCUAUAUCUGUAUCACAAUAGGCUAUAGCAUGUUUAUGACUCUGGUUUCUUUCUAUUCAGGUGGCUUUAUACCAUUACCUUUAUUUUUUUAGCUUGGCGAAUAUUGCCCCAUGCAGUAGAAAGUUGCGAAAUUUGAUAGCUCACAGAGUUAAACACUAAAGAUAUCUAAAGUCCGUUUAGACUUUUAUGUGUUGUAUAUUGCUAUUUUUGUGAUGUGUGGCCUUUUAUUCUGUAACUUUUCUUCUAAAUAAAAUACUGAACAUCCAGCAAACACAAAACCUGCCUCAUUUGAAAAGAAAUUUCAGAAUUCCGAUUAAUAGCUUCUAGAGUAUUUUGUACUUUAAUAUUUGUCAGUAUAGUGUCUAUUACCACGAUAGCUUCUUGGUAAAAGCAAUAGCUUUAUUCAAUGCUAUUUGUACUGAGCAAAGCAAUGCUUAACAUAAUAUUUCCCAUUAUUGAUUAAUAUAGUAAUGAAACAUAAUGUUUGCAUAAUGAAUAGGGUAAUGAUUAUAGAUUGUUUGGAAUAUCUUGAAACAAAUAUCCAAAGUGGAGUCUUUACAAAUUUUUUUUUCCUAAUCAUAAAAGUUAAUAGAUAUUUAUAAUAAUUCAGGGUAGCUUUGACCACCUUGGGAGUAACUGAAUCUUAAAUGCCCAAGCUGUAUAAUCUGUUAUAUUAAAUUAGUUGUUUUAAAUUCAGUAAAUUGCAUUUUAAAAAUCUAUUAUAAAUUAUUUGAGCUUCAAGAAAGGUGCUAUUAAGAAAGGAUUUUUAAUAAACAAUUACAUUUAAAAAGAAUAACCCAUGCUAAGUAAAAAUACUAUGUUGUCUGAUCCCAGAGCUUUAUCUACUAAGAAUUAUAGGCAAGUAACUAUAGGGAGGAAAUUUUAGUAAUUUCUAUAAGUAGUAUUGUCCUCUUUGGUUUAUCAAAAGAGCAACUCCAUGCUAAGCAUUAUUUAUAGGCUUUUUUAAAAAAAGCUUUGUUAGUUUUUACAAUAGAACAGAUAAUGGUAAAGGAGUGAAGAAGAGAGACGACAAUCGGCUAGAUUUCAUUCGGAAUAUAAAGAACAUUUAGAAAAUGAUUAAACAGUAUUAACUGUACCUCAAGUCUGCCUUUGCAUCUGGAUAGCGCAUGGCUUAAACAGUCGUUUCCUUCCGUUACAUUUUUAAUAGUUGUACCACCUUUAGUUAAUACUUUGAACAUGCUCGUUUUCCUAAAAGUCAGCCAAUUAAAUUCCUUGUUGUCAAAUUGCUUUUAUAGUUUUCAUGCUUACAGUUUACCUAAAGGUGUCUGACUUAAUAUCUUCUUAAAGAUAUUUAAAUUGGUUUGUCUUUAUUGCAGAAUUGGCAACAUCUGAGAAAUUUUUUCAUGAUUAUUAUUUCACGUGAAUGCUUUUUUUUGGGGGGGGAUAAACCAUCUGCCACAGAAAUGGGUACAACAUAGACAUUAAUGAACAGUAGAAAAGAUGCUGGUUUUAAAACAUUUUUUAAUUUUAGUUAAGAGUUCAUACAUACAAAGACCAUUGUAGUUUGAGUUCCUUAAAGCCCUGGCAGAAGUUUCUGAGAGUUUGACUGAUAAAUGUAGCUGCGCAAGGGUGAUAUUGAUUCAUACUGGCUUUCCUGAAUGGCCUUUGAUUCUUGUACCCAGUAGAAGAUAGGAAACUGAAAUGUAAAAGUUUCCUAAUAUUAUGGACAGGAGCACAUCGGGUUUCUAGUAUUCUUGAGUAGUGGUAUUAACUGACAAUUUUAAAAUUUGUUUUCAAGUUAGUAUAUGGAACAAAGUAGCAUGUUUUUUAAUAAGUAGUUCAUUAUGCUUCACUCUGGGUGGCAAUUUUUUUCAUCAGCUUUGAACCUUUUAUAGUAAAUUUCUAUAGAAAGUUGUUCUCUUUACCACCAGAAAGUACUUUAAAUAUACACAAUAGAUAGUUGAUUAUUGUAAAGAAAAAUGGGUAUUUUUCUGUCUCUUUUUUUGUCUUAUUUACUACAUUUAAUCAGUUUAGUAUUCAUACAUUUACAGUUGAAUGAAAUCUCCAAGGAUUGUAGGUUUAUAAUCUGUUUAUUGUGAAAAGAUGUGUUUUGUUACAAAUACUUGUUUAAACUCAAGGAAGUGCAGCAUUGGCUAACAGCUGCCCAUAGUGGGCUUCCCAACUGCCUUUAAAGGAUUCAGGCAAAUGCAAACUCUGGCCUAUGGUGUUACACAAGAAGCGAAUAAAGGAAAAGGAAAAUCACAUAAAUUAAAAUUCUAUCAGCAAAACUGGAGAAGUGAGUUUUUGAGGGUUUUGUUUGUAUUUAGGUGCAGGAGGGAGUGGUGGGGUCAUUUGUGUUUCUGCCUUUUUCUUUGUUAAAGCAAAUUCCUAUGCUUACCAAAAGCACAUGCUGUAUAUUUUGUUCCCCUUAGUAUGUUUAUAGUAUUUUGAAGGAUUGAUAAAUGAAUUUGGGUAUUUGUAUGUGGGGAUGUUAAAAGUUGUGGCUGCUAUAUUUGUUGAAGGGGGAAAAAAAUGAAGUUCAUGCACUUCUUUUCCUAGCUCAAAGUCACUGUGAUGUAUAUUUUUUAAUGAAAUUUAGGAAUAAAGCGGUUGUCACAAUUGCAAAAUUAGUUCCAAAUGCUGCUUCUCUUAUCAGACUAGUAACAAACUGUUUUCUGCAAACUGCAUUUUACAGAAUUUAAACUCUGAAACUAUCAACUUUUAUAGUUAAACAUUGUAUUAAAUAAACUAUAAUAAACUUUGUUUUUGUAUUUUUAAAAUUGUUGUAUUAGUUACUCAGCCUUUAUUAAGAGCUAAAUAAUGAAGAUAAAUCAACUAAAAUAUGCUUUUAUUUUACCCAUGGGGAUAUAGAAUUUGUAUUAGGAAAAAACUGAGCAGAGUUUAACAAUACUGAGCUUCUUUAAGAAUUUAGCCAGCAGUGACAAUUUCCAGAAUGUUUGGGAAUAAGUUCUAGUGUAAAUGUUUAACUAUAAUGCUUCAAAUUGCAAUGUGACUUUGCUUCAGUAAACUUUUAAGGUUACACUUGGAAUUGGCAUAACUAUCUACUGGAAUGCUACCAUUUGCUUUUUAGUUCCUCCAGAUUUCUCAGCAUUGGGAACACUGUAUUACAUGCUGCGCCUGACAGUUUUAAUGUAACAUUUACUGUUGUAAAGCCAUAUAAAUGUUAAUUGACUUGUAAAAAAAUUGACUCUGGUUUUUGGUUUCUUGUUUAGUUUUUAUUUAAAUUAGACAUUUAGGGAAAAUAUACCUACUUGAGAGUUAGUCACAGAAAAUAUAAGUCGUGGUUUGUAUGUAUUAACAGGUGAAUAUUAUUAAACUUUCAAAUUAUGGAGUGUUUUUAAAUGCUUUAUUUAGCCAGAACAAUAUGUAAAAUGGGAGUGCUUCCUCAUAUAGACUGUGCAAAUUGUGUAUUAAAAUACUUUUAGUAUCGAUUUGCUUUUUCCAUUUUCAUUGCUUUCUAGGUUUCUUUCCUAAACAUUUCCUAAUCUAAUAGUGUGUUUUCAUUUUCGGUGCUGAUACAUAAUUUUGACACUUUUUUUCUCAAAGUCCUCUCAAUACCCAAAAUGUCUUGGUUCGAGUUCACAUCUUUGCCACACAUUGUAGCUAUGGGUUUCUUUUAUCAAAUGAGUAGACUAGAGCAGUUGUAUUUCCACUGCUUUGAGUUUGCUUUGCCAGGCCGUUCUUUUCACUGAAUUGUUUUGUGAUUAAUUUUAAAACUGCAUAGCCUUUUUGUUUUUAAUGUACUUAAUUCUAGUAGAAACCUCAGCCCAGUUGAAAAUAAAACAAAUGAUAUGUUUA
Molecule: messenger RNA, 7480 nt
Organism: Rhinolophus ferrumequinum (greater horseshoe bat)
Lineage: Eukaryota; Metazoa; Chordata; Mammalia; Chiroptera; Rhinolophidae
Gene: PPIG
Product: peptidylprolyl isomerase G
Exons: 16
Coding region: 348-2606 (752 amino acids)
Biological process (GO): protein peptidyl-prolyl isomerization; protein folding
Cellular component (GO): nucleus
Molecular function (GO): peptidyl-prolyl cis-trans isomerase activity
Source: RefSeq, a predicted model, not a curated record